CAGAGACGCUUCCCUUCCUCCCAGCGCAGCCCAGCGCGGCGGGGAACCCGCAGGCAUAAAGGGAAACACAGGAGGCUCCUUUUGUCCUAUGCAUCUGGUGGGGAAUCAUUUUGCAGAAAUGGAAUCACUGAAGAUCACCAUUUCUCUUUGUGAAUAAAGGAUACAGUUGAUUUGCCCAUAGAUUCGUGAAACAAAUGGAUACUUGACCUGAGAAAGUCCUGCCCUAGCUUUGUCCGAAGAGAAGAAUUUAAUCAGAAGAAAUGGAUGCCGAAGGAUUAAAAAAACAGGAAAAAAAAUUGUUAACCCUCCUAUUUUUACUGGCCCAUUUGCCAUGGAGAGGAGUAAUGAGUGAAACAGAAGAUUGUCGAGAGCAAGAAUUUCGGGAUCGGUCUGGAAUGUGCAUCCUUUGCAAACAGUGUGGACCAGGCAUGGAGCUCUCUAAGGAAUGUGGCUUUGGCUACGGGGAGGAUGCGCACUGUAUGGCGUGCAGGCCGAACCGAUUCAAGGAGGACCGGGGCUUUCAGAAGUGCAAACCCUGCCUGGACUGUGCGAUGGUCAACCGGUUCCAAAAGGCCAACUGUUCGGUCACCAGCAAUGCAGUGUGUGGGGACUGCCUCCCGGGAUUUUACAGGAAGACGAAGCUUGGUGGUUUUCAAGACAUGGAGUGUGUACCUUGUGGCGAUCCGCCUCCCCCGUACGAGCCUCACUGUACAGCCAAAGUGAACCUGGUGAAGAUCGCCUCUCCGGCCUCCAGCCCCAGGGACGCGGCUCUGGCUGCCGUGAUCUGCAGCGCCCUGGCCACCGUGCUGCUGGCCCUGCUCAUCCUCUGCAUCAUCUACUGCAAGAGGCAAUUUCUGGAGAAGAAACCCAGCUGGUCUGCAAGGUUCCAGGACGUGCAGUACAACGGAUCUGAACUGUCCUGCUUCGACAGACCAGCUCUGGGCGAGUUCGCACACGGGGCCUGCCGCCAGUGCCAGCGAGCACCUGUGCAGACGUGCCGCCCGGUUCACCUGAUUCCAUCUCUGUGCUGUGAGGAGACCUGCAGCCUGGACCCCAGUCCGCGUAGCUGUGCCUUCCACCCCAAGUCUUCUCUGCAUGAAAGGAACACCAGUUCCAUCGGGGAAAUGAUUCCGACGUUCUUUGGUUCCAUUGCUCGCUCCACCUGCGGGGAUCUCUCGGACGCCUGGCCCCUGGUACCGACCACCCCUCUGGACAGUGACACCCUCUCCCUCAGCGACUCCGAACUGAACGGAGAUGGGAAUUCACUCGAUCCCGAACGGGAAAGAUCAGCCCCCCCGGACUUGAGCGAUGGCCAGGAUUGGGAAGGCGCGGCUGCUCCAGCCCAGACUCAUUAUGAAAACCUGGAGGAAGCAACUGAAUUUUCUAAUCACAAUGUAUUGAUGGGACAACUACUGACUCAAGACACGCUAUCGAACAAAAACCAGCUGGGAGGAGAAACUGAGGCUGUCAUUAUCAUAGCCCUACCAACCUCGAACCAAGAGGCCUAGAAGACCGCCAUCUCCCCCAGCAGAAGUGCGUGCCACUCCAAUGCCACCCUAAGGCCGCCCUGUGGUCUUGGGAACUGAGCCCGGCUUGGUUCUCCAUGCUGCGUGGUUUUAGACAAGCUGAAAGAACCUGGUAGGAGUUGAGGCCUUCCAACUCGCCGCUGCCAAGCCAGACCAGCUGGAAGCCGAAACCCCAAGGAUAACCUGAGAAGCAGCUCAGGGCAGAUUGUGACUCCCUGCCUCCUCCGCACACAAGACACUCCUGCAGGGCUCACGCAUUGAGGGUGCAGCGAAGGAGACUGUGUACAUUCAUUCGUUUGACAAUUUAGCAUUGCUCUGGCCGGUUUAGCCCAGCCCAUGGUUUGCGGCUCCCCGAGGCAGAGGGGACAAGGCAGGGGCCUGCACUGCAUCUGGAGGCAUCCUUUUACUAGAUCUCCCCUCAGAAUCCCAAGCUUUUACCUGGACGGCAUUGUGAAGGGAAUUGCAACUGGUACGUGACGGUUUUUACUGACCAGAUGAGGGUUUCA
Messenger RNA from Tachyglossus aculeatus (Australian echidna), 2032 nucleotides. RefSeq names its product TNF receptor superfamily member 19 (gene TNFRSF19). The record is from RefSeq and is a predicted model, not a curated record. The transcript is spliced from 11 exons. NCBI's taxonomy places the organism in Eukaryota, Metazoa, Chordata, Mammalia, Monotremata, Tachyglossidae. Gene Ontology annotation, biological process: positive regulation of JNK cascade; positive regulation of canonical NF-kappaB signal transduction. Gene Ontology annotation, cellular component: plasma membrane. The coding region runs from base 261 to 1508 and encodes 415 amino acids. Gene Ontology annotation, molecular function: protein binding; signaling receptor activity.